UCUUUUGUAAACUCAUUAUACCCUCUUUGCUGCUCUUUCAGAAUCAUCAAUAGUGACUAAUGAAGGGGACUCGACGGUCGCAUUUCAAACCCACAAACUUUGAGCUCCUCAACAUCCUUCACUGGAGACUCGUUAGAGGCAAAAGAUGUAGUUUCAUAACCGACAUGCAGAAUCUGUACGAGAGAGCACCGUGGCUUCUACAGCACGUAAGGCAUGUUAGAUUCCGCGAGAACGAAUGGUUUUACUUCGUCAGGAGGAAUAAACGUCCAGGGAUGCAAAAAGCUGACUCGACGAGACCGAGCAGAACGGUCGGUGAGUCAGGUAUAUGGAAGACGAGUGGUGUUGUGGCUCAGAUAAAGAAUCAAGAUGGAGCUAACGUCGGUACUAAGAGGCAUAUAAGCUUCAAAGCUAAGAGUGCAACAGUGAAAGAUGGGAUCACAACUGGUUGGACGAUGCAUGAGUUUGUUUUAGAUGAACCGUGGUUUCAAGAAGUGGUUCUGUGUAGAAUUAGGUUUUAUAAGCGUAAAGACAAUGCUCAAUAUGCUCCAAGAUUCUUACCUAUAGUGAUUGGACGUGAACGGGGAGACAGUAUUCAUCAUGGUGUUGCUGCUGCUGCUGGUGAAGAACUUCAAUACUCGAACGCUCCGGUGGAGACUCAUGAAGCUCAAGGGAUGGAGCAGUGGACUGGAUCUUGUUCUCGUGAGGUUGUCUCGUACUUGGCUCGUCAACAGAUUAUGGUACAAGACUCAAACUAUACAAUAUUGAAUGGAGGAGGUAUGAUGCAACAUCAAGACUUUGGGUCCUAUGGUCAACACUUCUCAGUGAAUGGAAGGAUGGAGAAACACCUAGACUUUGGUUCUUAUGGUCAGCUAUCAGGAGAAUUUUUAGGUCAGCAGCAAGAUCAUAUUCUUGCAGGACAAGCAACCUAUGUCUCACAUAUGGAGGACCACCAGCAGCAAUCCCAUAACCUUUUGGGGGGACAUGGGACGGAUCCUUCGCACUCGGCUCAAACCAUGGAGGAGGAUCAGCAGCAAUGGAAUGGGUUUUGGGGUCCAUACUCGGCUCAACCAUAUGAUCAAGGCAUGAUGGAGAAUCAAGACUUUGAGUCUUCUGCUUUAGGUUUGGCUCAAAAUCAUCAGUGUUCGGGACAGAACAAUGAUCUCUCAGCUCUUUCAGAACCUGCUGCUCAGCAACAACAUUUAGGAGAAGGCUCAAACUUAUCUGGACCUUCACAGGUUCAAGUUAUGAUGAAUCAAGCUUUGGUGGAGCAGCAUUAUGUUCCAUGGUCGGCUCAGGCAAAUGAUCAGUAUAAAGAACAUAACAAUGAGCUCCCAACGGUUCCUAUGGAGACUCAGCAUCAACAACAUGACAAUGUCAUUAUAAACUCAGCUGCUCAGCUACAUCUUGAGGCACAAGACAAUGUUCCUUUGAUAAAUGAAACCAUGGAAGCACAAGCCACAGAUCUUCCAGUGAACCAAGGUAUAGAUGAGUCACAUGGAGGCAUUGUUGGCUCUCCUACUUACAGAGAAUUGUAUCAAGAAUUUCUUGGAGAGGAAGAGAUGGGUUCAGAGAUGGAUAACAUUUGGAAUGACGUUUUGAAUGAGGAAUGGGUUCAAAAGCUUGGAAAAAACACACCAGAAGAAGAAGAAGCUGAGUUAAUAGCUGAUCUAACAAACUGUGAAACUUUUGAGUCUUUCUUGGACUCCUUAUUGUCCAACUAACAAUAUAGUUUAAACAUCCUUAUAUCAUUCAUGGAUUCAUGACUCAUUAGCAGUUUGAAUAAACUAAAAACUUUUGUAUUUUUGUUAUUUGGGUUUUGACAAUAUGUCCAUUACAUCUCUGUGAAUGUCAAUUAUACUUGCUGAACCCGACCAGUAUUUUCCUUUUGAAAAAAUGUGCAAUUUAUUCAAGUAAUAAAAUCGUUUUUAUAUUUGUUGUUGCAUUGUAUCUAAGUUUUUGUUUAGAAAUAAAGCACUAGUUUUUCUCUAUCUUGUAUCAAACCAUCUCGAUAGCCCUUUCUCUAUCUUGUGUCAAACUGGACCAGUAUUUAGUAUGGUUGGUGAAUGAAACAGAGCACUGGUGUUGUUCUUAGAGCUAAGUGCUAAAAUGUACAAAGCUAGAGUUUCAGACAACAAAGAAGCUUAAAUUCUAUUUACCUUAGCAGGAUUUCUAUGGUUCUCUCAGGACAGAACCUGGCUUGGCUUCACCAUUGCCUUCAUUCAGUCCCUUACCAAAUCUUUUUGUUUUCUAGAUAAAAAGUCUUAAAGAUUGACAUGACAUGACUUUACAGAUUAUUUCAUCUGUGGUACUAUCAAGAAGCAAACAUCGAGAUCUUUGUCCAGGUGAAAGAAUGUUUAUGCACAAAUGCAUCUUCCCCAAGCAAAAACAAUACUCUCUUCGGUUUUUAAUACAUGGUGUUUUUAGAGAAUUUUUUGUGUUCUAAAUUAGAAGACGUUUUCAAUUUUUAAUGUAAAACUUAUUCAAAAAUUAUGUUAUAUGUUUGCGGUCUAUUUUGUAAUUAGUUACAUUGUGUUUAGAUGAAUAAUUAAUAAUAUUUUUAUUUAAAAUAUAAUAAAAUAUUUUAUUAAUCUACGUGGACAAUCUUAAAACGACAUUUAAUUAAAAAAUGGAGGGGGGAUUGGUCACUUGGACGACAACAUACUACUUUGGUCUACACGCCGUUCUUGACCAACCUUGCAAGAUGGUUCUAGGAAACUAUUAGUGAUGUUGACAUUAUAAAAUGAUAUUAGCUCAUACACAGAGCUAUUGUUUUCUACAUAUAUAGUUUCUCUUUGAGUAUCCUAUAUAUUCCCAUCAUCACUCUGAGUCUCUGACAGCUAGUGCUCCUAUAACAUACAACACUAGUCAACAUAAGCUCAAUACAUAACAUAACAUGUGAAUAUGAUUGCACCGGCACACGUUCUCUAACUACACCUAAUUUGUAACCAUCAACUUCUUUGAUCAAAAUUUCAUUUACAAUCAAAGGCUAUAACAAGAACAGAACUAGAGUUGUCCUGUCUCAAACUGAUCAGUGAUAGUUUCCAACAACUUAAACCCAAAAAAAUGUUUAAAUCUUUGUGAAAACGAAACCAUUAAAAUCUGACCUUGAAGAUUGAGUGAAACCCACGCCUUCUUCACCGGAGACGACGUCGACGUUCUCAUAGGAGAAGCAACGGAUGCGAGAGAUGAAGACUUAGAAUCUUGGAGCUUCCAGCUCCGGCUACGGAAGUCGCGAGAGCCGCCACCAUCAUCCUCGUGGCCGCCACCAAACAAAAAAAAAACGAAAAAUAAAAUAAAAUAUAAAUUGCGAGUCCUUUACUUUUAAAAGCCCUUUAAUUAUAAAAUUUCCGACUGGUCCUUUUAGUUAUAAAAUCUCAUUUAAUUUUGUAAAACGGGUGGACCCAACUAAUGGCCCGAUAGACUUAAAUGACAACUUCUAACCUUAUGACCCAGUCCAUUAAAAUAAGAAAUACACGUGUCAGUUACCAUUUCGUAUCUUUCUUUUUGUGUUUUGAGUAUCAAAUGUUUGACUUUUUCUUUAUAUGUGUUGUGAGACUUGUGACCAAUCAAGUACACGUGUCGACAGAGUUGUGUUUAGACAAUGCGACAGUGAUGGCCACCACCACGACGGAACAUAUCUAAAUCCAUAUGGGCUAGAGACGAAAUGAUUUCUGCUGUACACAAUAUUUAUUGUUUCAGAAUGUUAUAACACAUCAUAUUAGACCACCUAUCAAGUGGGUAUUGACUCGAAAACACUAUGGAAUAGUAUGAUUUAUACAAUUUAUCUUUGUCAACAGUACUAUAAAUUUGUUUCUCUUUUUUCCAAUCAGACACAUUAAUAUAGUUUGAAUUGAUUUGCAAACUUUUGUAAUGCAAGUGUCCAUUGCCUUUAAUUAUUUGCUUGGUAGUACAGAAAGUUCUUUUCACUUCACAUGCUCGCAUGGUUUCCAACCCCCCUUAAGUGAACGUAAAACAAAGCUUUACGUUUUAAUAUAUAAUAUAAUACACAUAACUAAUUUUACCAACGAAUAUAUGCCAAAUUUAUUAUUUUUUUGCUUUUUUAUACUUUUUCUAAACCGAUUAUAACUGCUUCAAAAUAAUAUUACAGUCUUUUCUGCUGUGAUUUUUUUGUGAGAGCAGCCUAAGAUCGAAAACGACGUAAGCUUAAAGGUAAAAUGCAUUUAAAACAUUUCGAGAUUGGAACCGAAAAAGACAAGCAUGUCGUUGGAGCGAUCAUCCUGCAUAGAAUGUAGAUAGCUUAUGAUGCUUAUCCUGAAUCAUUUUAUCGAUACAAUGAAUAAAAUAAUUUGAACAUGAUAAUUCUAGUGAACAAUGAACCUACCUGUACAGUUUUUCUUUCUUUCACGGCACUUUAAUUUUUUUUUAACCUCUUGCAGAGAGGUGCAAUCAAACUCGUAUUCAAAGAGUUUGCAGAAGUGGCAACGUGAGCGACGUUGACGAAUCUGCACAACUAUAGGUACAGUUAUACCAACCAUUCAUAUUUAUAUAUACACAAGGCCGUAUCUGCUUGUAUAUAUCAUUUAAAUAAGUUUGGUUACAUUAUUUGGGCUAGACCGUUAUAACAUUUAUGAUGCAUGUGCCUACCAAUACAAUGCACAAAUUUAACAACUUUACGACGUGGCCGAAUAAAUAUAAAUGAUUCCUAAAUAAUAAAUAAUUUGCCUUCUAUUUUUUACUAUUAUUAGGCAUUGUGGACCAUUGUUUUAUAAAUGUACAACAACGGCAAAAGCAAAAUCAUCUAUAUAUAUAUUAUGAGCAGGGCUGGAUUUAAGAGGUCAUAAACAAAUUUAAUAUUAAUUUUAAUUAAACUUUUGACAUUUUAAGAUUACAUGAUCUAUAUAUAGUAACUUUAAAAGAAUCGGAGAAUCAAAACAAAUGUUUCAUCCGUGUCCAGAAACAGCAUUAUAAUAUCAAACUAGAAAGAUAGUAUACAUUACCAAGAAAUAGAUAGUUACAUACAUUUACGUUACAUAAUUAAAAACAUUUACGUAACAUUAUAUAAUAAUAUAAAAAAAAUCAAUGAAGCAUUUGGUUACUUUA
Messenger RNA from Brassica rapa (field mustard), 5061 nucleotides. RefSeq lists its product as uncharacterized. The record is from RefSeq and is a predicted model, not a curated record. Gene Ontology annotation, biological process: regulation of DNA-templated transcription. Lineage: Eukaryota; Viridiplantae; Streptophyta; Magnoliopsida; Brassicales; Brassicaceae. Gene Ontology annotation, molecular function: DNA binding.